This is a messenger RNA of Tripterygium wilfordii, 3014 nucleotides long. RefSeq names its product UTP:RNA uridylyltransferase 1-like. The transcript is spliced from 6 exons. NCBI's taxonomy places the organism in Eukaryota, Viridiplantae, Streptophyta, Magnoliopsida, Celastrales, Celastraceae. The coding region runs from base 179 to 2302 and encodes 707 amino acids. Gene Ontology annotation, molecular function: RNA uridylyltransferase activity. The record is from RefSeq and is a predicted model, not a curated record.
AAUUAGAUUGUUUCAACAUUUGGUCUUGGUCUUCCAGUAAACGUGCGACUAGAAUAAAGGAAUCCGAUUAAGGAACAAAUCUUCCCGCAGAAGAAACUCUCUCACUGCUGUACCAACUUCCUUCCCCGUCUCUCUCACUCUCAUUGCGCUCAAUAAACCUCUCCGAAAUCCCACUGUCAUGGACGGCGAUGGAGCUGAAGGCGGCGAAUUUCUCCUCUCUUUACUCCACAAGCGACAACACCAAACCGAAACACCAUCACAGCAAUCAUCGGCCUCUCCAUUACCCUCUCAAGCCUCUCCUUUCACCACUCCAUUACCUCAUCGUCGUCGUCAGCAGAAACAGCAGCAGCAUCAGCAUCAGCAUCAGCUUCAGCAUAACCAGCAAUCCGUGAUACUUGAUCCUGCUGCUGCGGCGGCCGUCGGCCCCACCGUGCCGUUCCUUCGCGAUCUUCCGCCUUCUUCACGGCCUCAAAAUUUUUCACCUCCUUUUCAUCCAGAUUUUCUAGGGUUUACCCAAUCCCCUUUGCCUAGAAAUCAAUUCCAAGGAAAUCAUUUUCGUGGAAGUCAACAAGUCAAUGAUUUGCAAAGAUUAGGGCCUUUGGGAAACAGUACGGCUCAUAGUUAUUCUCAGCAUAAGCAACCGGAGCAUGAACAGCAACAGAAGCUACUUGGAUUGCUAGAGCAGAAGCCUGUGUUUCCCUAUCUUAUGCAACGCAAUGGAAGUGAACUGAACGGAAAUUCUCUUCAUGACUCCAAGUCUAGAAGCUAUGUUGGCGAUAGCGGAUCGGACAGGAAUAGGAAUAGGCAAUUCAACUCGCGAUCGAAUUCUAGUUCCAAUCCUAAUUCAAAUGCCAUGAGGCAUGGCGACCUUGAUUUGCCUCACCAGCGGAAAGAAGCCAUUUGGGCGAGACAGCAGCAGGGCGGUGGAAAUUACAGGUCAAUACCUCAACCAGGGUUUUCCAGCGAGUCCAGAGCGGAAGUGAAUCGAGAAUCUGGGAGUAGGACAAGAGAAUUUAAGCACAAUGCGAAUAAGCAAAAGGACCAUAGUGAAUUUAGCAACAGGAGAGAUUAUUCUCGUAACAUUCACAGCAAGUCGCAUGAAUUGGAUCUAAUUGGUCAGCUGAAUCUUCCUGGCACGCCUGCUCGAAGAACUCUUCAGUCUUUUCCAGCAACAUAUGUUGAAGAGCCUUUGUUGGAAUUGCAUAAAGAGGUUGUUGAAGAUGGCAACGGAGGUAGCAACACUAGCUAUGUUGGUGACAGUGAACUGGAUGAUUUAACUGAGCAGCUUGUUGAUUCUUUAGUAGUUGAGGAUGUAUCUGUUGACAAGAAUGGAAAGAAGCAACGUCGAAACUCACACCGGAAGGAUUCAAGAUCAGAUACCCGUGGAAAAUAUAUUCUUAGCCAAAGAAUGAGAAUGCUUCGAAGGCAGAUGGUUUGUCGGAGAGAUAUUGACAGCUUAAAUGCUCCUUUUCUUUUAAUUUAUGAGUCUCUAGUACCACCAGAGGAAGAAAAGGCAAAGCAGAAGCAACUGUUAAUGUUGUUAGAGAAAUUAGUUAAUAAAGAAUGGCCUCAAGCUCAAUUGUACCUCUAUGGAUCAUGUGCCAACUCAUUUGGUGUGUCGAAAAGUGAUAUUGAUGUUUGCCUUGCAAUGGAAGAUGCUGAUAUUAACAAGUCCGAGGUUCUGCUAAAGUUGGCUGAUAUCUUACAAUCGGAUAAUUUUCAGAACGUGCAGGCAUUGACACAUGCUAGGGUGCCCAUAGUAAAGCUUAUGGAUCCAGAAACUGGAAUAUCCUGUGACAUCUGUGUAAACAAUGUUUUGGCUGUUGUGAAUACAAAGGUUCUUCGUGAUUAUGCUUGCAUUGAUGAGAGAUUACGGCAGUUGGCUUUCAUCGUUAAACAUUGGGCCAAGUCAAGAGGUGUUAAUGAAACUUACCAAGGAACACUCUCUAGCUAUGCGUAUGUCUUAAUGUGCAUACAUUUCUUACAGCUGCGUAGACCUGCGAUCCUCCCAUGCUUACAGGAAAUGGAGGCAACAUACUCCGUGACUGUAGACGACAUUGACUGCACUUUCUUUGAUCAAGUUGAAAAACUCAGUGGCUUUGGAUCCCGCAACAGUGAAACUAUAGCUCAACUGGUGUGGGCGUUCUUCAAUUAUUGGGCAUAUUAUCAUGACUAUGCAAAUAAUGUUAUAUCUGUUCGCAGUGGUAGCAUAAUAAGACAGAUCAUCAAAGAAGAACUGACCCAAGCCCUAGCAAGUAGCAAUCGUGUUUCAAAUUUCAAGGAUGAUAAAAGGAAAUAUUAGAUGUUAUUACAUGCAAAUGUGGAGUUUCCAUAACUUCAUUUUUAGAGAAAAGGCUAACCUUAUCAAGCUUUUCAAAGAAUGAUUUGUGUUCGUCACUGCUAGCAACUUUUUGGAACUCCUCAGAUAUUUCAAGCUGGAAUUUCCAUCAACCGUGCCCUAGCGACCGUGCUACUCAAGCUCGAAGAUGGGGAGGUCGCCGCCUGCUUGUUCUGUCCCGAGAAUGGAGGAAGAAGAAGAACAUUCGGCUCUGUCGCGAUUUAGGCUAGGGCUGCAUUUUUUUUUUAAAAAAAAUCCAUCCAAAACGACGUCGUUUUGGAUGGAUGUUGCAGAAAAAAAAAAUCGCUCAGCAACGACUAGGCCGACUAGUUGGGGCUUAAUCGGGUCACUGAUUAAGUGACCCGAUUUCACCCUAGACGCGGCGGACAACGCCGAUCACCACCUAGUCGGCCGACUUUUGCAACAGUGGUUGAGGGUAAUUUUUCGCACUUUUAAGGUGCGCAAAUAUCUUUUCCGACAAUCAAGGUCUCAGGUAUUAGCUCAUUUCUUUUAGUACAGGGAUCUUAUUUGAUGGAGAGGGCUUGAACAACAUUGGGUUGCGUUGAUGUUGGGUAGCUAACAGGAGUCCUAUAUCACAAUUUGCCUUGUGUUGCCUAAACUUAGGGACUUGUAGAGAUUGAAGAUUUUGUUAUUUUAUCAAACAUUUGUUAGUGCA